Messenger RNA from Eruca vesicaria subsp. sativa (arugula), 988 nucleotides. The record is from the annotation of a GenBank genome assembly. Lineage: Eukaryota; Viridiplantae; Streptophyta; Magnoliopsida; Brassicales; Brassicaceae.
CUACAAUGCACAACCGGCUGAGUACACACUUGUACCUGAGGCUGAUGAAGGCAUACCUAGGACAUGUUACUGUGGCGGUGAUCCUAUUCUCCGAUGCUCCUACACUGGCAAAGAUCCAUACCGUAGGUAUUUUACAUGCCACAAUGUUGAUGAUGGCGACUGCCACAUAUGGAAGUGGUUUGAUGUGGCAGCUAUUGAAGAGAUGAAGGACUUUCAGAGGCAGCUAAUGAAGCUUAAAGAGCAAGGUAAAGACAAUGAGCAGAAGCUUCUUAAUCUUGAGAAGACGGUUAACGAGCUAUCAAAGAAGAAAUCAAGUGCUACGCAAAUGGAGUUGUUACAAAAGCUUCAAAGGAGGCCGAACCUUCGGAGUUUCUGCAAUGAAGGUACGCAGAAGGCAUGUGAAGAAGGACACGGGAGUGCAUUUGGACGUGUGAAAGCUGUAGCUGCUGGUGCAAACCCUGUAUUGACCACUACAGGCAUUGAGAAGAAAGCAAAGGCUUUGGUUGCCGAGCUUAAGAAAAUGUCUAAGGAGGUUGAAGACAGUGAACUUGCAGAUGUGGCAGCGGUUAGUGCGGGUAGCAAUGCAGAAAUUGGAACCAUGAUUGCUGAAGCAAUGAGCAGAGUGGGCAGGAAGGGUGUGGUGACACUUGAGGAGGGUAAAAAAGCCGAGAACGCCAUGAGACUGCAGCUCUCAAGGCUCCAGGAUUUGGAGAGCGCAAGAGCCAGUACCUUGACGAUAUUGCCAUUCUCACUGGAGGCAACUGUGAUUCGUGAGGAAGUUGGUCUUUCACUGGACAAAGCUGGAAAAGAGGUUCUUGGACAUGCCGCAAAGGUUGAGAGAUGUUGCUUGGAAUACGCAGCUUCGGUUGCAAGGAAAUUCUUGAAGUCACACUGUGUUGUUGAGAUAAAAGAACCUAAGCCAGUUCCCGCAGGCAACCCAAUGGACAACUCAGGAUAUGGUACUGAGGAGAUAUGGGAUAUUAAGUAA